UCUGGGUAGUAAAGUUGCAAAUUUAACAUUUUUUCCAUUUUCCCUAAAUUACCCAAUUUACCCCUUAAAGAUAGCUUUCUCCCAUUUGACCAGAUUCUCACUUUGAUUUUCCUUGCCUCAUCUCUCGUCUCUCGCUCUCGCUCUCUGCACGAUCAGAUCUCAAAAUCGGAUCGGAUCGGAUCGGAUCGAAUAGAAUCCACGACUUUGAUCAAAUAUGACCCUUGGCUCCGGAGGAACGAGUGUUGUUGUACCGAGGAAUUUCCGGUUGCUGGAGGAGCUUGAACGUGGGGAGAAAGGUAUUGGAGAUGGAACUGUGAGCUAUGGAAUGGAUGAUGGUGAUGACAUUUACAUGCGCUCUUGGACUGGCACUAUCAUCGGUCCUCACAACGUAACUGUUCAUGAAGGUAGGAUCUAUCAGUUGAAGCUCUUUUGUGACAAAGAUUACCCUGAGAAACCUCCCACUGUCCGGUUCCAUUCACGUAUCAACAUGACUUGUGUCAACCAUGAAACAGGAGUGGUGGAUCCCAAGAAGUUCGGGCUUCUUGCGAACUGGCAAAGGGAGUACACAAUGGAAGAUAUACUGGUACAGCUGAAGAAGGAAAUGACUGCGUCGCAUAACCGUAAGCUUGUUCAACCUCCAGAAGGCACUUCCUUCUAGUAGCUUAUGGGAUCUUCUUCUGGUUUGCUGAAAAAAUCUUUGCCCCCUUCUAACACUAAACUAUGUAUCUGGGGUAAUCCAUUGUCGUUCUCAUGCUUUUUAUGAUAAAAAAAAAAAGGUCUAUGUGGAUGGUGGUGAUGUUGUUCGAUUGAUCAUGAAGUUUCUACUUGUGUGCAAAUUAUCAAAAACAGCGUCUUCCCCAGUCCAUCUGUUCAAUCUUUUUAAUUUAAUUAUUAGUUGCAUA
Molecule: messenger RNA, 902 nt
Organism: Brassica napus (rape)
Lineage: Eukaryota; Viridiplantae; Streptophyta; Magnoliopsida; Brassicales; Brassicaceae
Product: ubiquitin-conjugating enzyme E2 variant 1D
Exons: 4
Coding region: 215-658 (147 amino acids)
Biological process (GO): protein K63-linked ubiquitination; DNA damage tolerance
Cellular component (GO): nucleus
Source: RefSeq, a predicted model, not a curated record